Lymnaea stagnalis (great pond snail) is the source of this 26235-nucleotide messenger RNA. NCBI's taxonomy places the organism in Eukaryota, Metazoa, Mollusca, Gastropoda, Lymnaeidae. The record is from the annotation of a GenBank genome assembly.
ACUUGCGUUACUACUUUGCAAAGUUUUAUGAGGUAUCCUACUCAGUAAAGUAUGAUUUCACAACAUUAUAUUACUCAAUUAGGUAAAAAAACUUAAUGUUAUGACAGGUAAUUGUAUAUUUAUAUGGUCUUGAGUCUAUAUUUCAUAAAUAUGUUUACAAAUCUCGCAUUUUUAUUUUUCGAAAAAGUAAUCAAUUAUAGAGUUAUAGAGAUAGUUAUCGUAAUAGUAAAAUAGUAAUAAAACUAUACUAUAGUAGCAGGGAAGGCUAAAUUAGGAGUAGGGUAGGAGUCCUACACUAGCGUAACCAAGUUCUAUCUAGGCCUACUUCUGAAAAUCAUUUUAUUUAUGUGUGAAUGUGUGACUGAAUUAACUUAAUAAGUUUUUAGUAAGAAUCAAAGUUAAAAUUUACUAAGACAUCAUUCAUCAUAUACUACGACACUAUGAUAGUUGUCACCAUGACUAUGAUAUACUUUUUAGGAUUAAGCUACUGCUUGCUACUACAUACUACAUGGGCGACAUGACAUUUAAUAUAAAUAAAUUUAUAUUUUUACUACAAUUAUACAAUCAAUGUAAAUACAUUGACAUUAUUGACAUUAUAAUUUAUAUUAUAAUAAAAAAUUAAUAUGGAAAUCGGUAGUAGUUAAUAGUAACAGCAGUAAUUAUCUAUCAAUGAAAAUUUAAGUGUGCCAGGGCCUAUCUACUGUUUCAGUUAAACUCAGUAAUUUGUAGCCCUAAUCUUAACUUAAAAGUAAAAUACUUAAAAUUUAAAACUUAAAUUACUUAGAACUUAAAUAUAAGCAGGCUUUUUUUUUUUACCAAGCUCCAGCUCAGCUUUGGGAAAAUUGUUGUCGUCUCCACACCCAGCUCUGGCAAAAUUAAAAAGUGGGAGUGGUGUUUGAGGGGGCUAAAUGUUUAAAUUUAAAGAAAUGUGUUUAUUAUUAUCACUUAUCUAUCUUACUAACUAGGCCUUAGAAAUGUGUGCACCGUAUUUUCACAUAUAUAAGACGCGUCUUAUACAAAGUUUUAUGUACCCGGCACCCAGGGUGCGUCAUAUAUGAGUGUGUCUUAUGUUAAAAUAUCAUGCAUUAUACACGAAUUGUCAAAAACCUGCUUCUUAUAUAUGGGUGUGUCUUAUAACUAAGUGUGUCUUAUAUGCGCAAAAAUACAGUACAUAUUUUUUAACACUAACAAAUGUUAAAGUGUUUGAUCUUGAAGGACAAUUAGUUGGUACGAAGGUACUCAACCCAACCGCUAUUAGCAGGCGGCAGAUAAGAAUAAUCGUUGCGGUCCUGCCUCAGACAAUUCUUUUAUCUAUUGGUAAACUAAAAAUGGUAAUGAAGCCUUGUUUACAUCCAACAGUGAACAGGUGAUGAAACAUUGGACAAAUUUUGAUUUAUGAUAAAGGAAAGGAAACCACUGGAUAUAAAUUGCUCAGUGUGGCAGAUGGCUAGGCCACGUGCGUCAUAUGUAAUUUUAGUUUACACAAAUCAUCAAAAAUCGUAUAUAGCUGGUAGAAGAGUGGGGCUACAUAGUUUGCAGAAACAUUUUGUUUAGUGUGGUCACUAGUCUAUAAGUAUAAAAUAAUUCUUUAAAAAAAAUAUCCUAAGAAAUUCUUGUAUUCUAAGUGACAAUUUUUAUAAGUAUUACAGGAAAUCUCAGUAAAUUCAAUGCAACUGGAAAAGCGUUUUUUUUGUUUCAUAGUUAAAUUUAAAAAGAAAAAAUAUAAACUUUUUCCAAAUAUUUUAUAUUCCAUUUUUAUUCAAUUCAACUUGAUUAAUCAAAGGUACUUCUCCUUUGUUUUGUGAAGGAGAGUAACAGGAAAAACUAACAUUCAUAUUCUGGAAGAAGCUUGAGCUUAGGCUCUUAAAAGCCGCUGCUAGGACUGUGGCAACCUGCUCCACCUGUUGGGCUGUGCCAUUUAACAUCUGAACGAAUUACUCUCUUGCCACCCUGUCAAGCUUGGGGCACGGAGUUAGGAGGUGUUCUUUUUUUCUCUGUGGCAAGCGUGCAAUGCCGGCAGGUGGGGUCCCAUUUUUGUCUAGCUUGAUAAAGUCAGAGUUAGUAGGGCAAUGUUACAUCGGCAUUUGGGUCACCAGACAAUGGUGUCACAAUGACCCAUUUUCCGCCAGGGUUACGUUCUGCUAGGUUGUGUUAUAUUGGCCUGUCUGUACCACUUUGUUCUAAAGUGGUCUGCUAGCCAGUUUUUAAGACAGAGAUAAAUGACUUGUGUUUCUGUUUGGGAUUGGGCAGCCCCGGUUUUGCCAGUGUGUCUGCUCUUUCAUUGCCCUUCAUGUUUACAUGGCUUGGAACCCAUUGCACUGUUACCUUACCUCUAAUUUUCUCUAUCUUAUCUUCAUCAUCCAUGAUGGCAUAAACCAAGUGGGUGAUACAGGCUGCUUUAUUCAAAAUCUCAAGAGCAGAUCUUGAAUCUGGAAAAAAUUACUACUGGAAGAACUAAUUUGUUUGCUUGACUUGCUGAGUACAGGAACUAGUGCUGAUAUUUUUGAAGGAAUUAAUAGUUAUUUCUUGGAACAUGAAUUAAAUGGUAAAAAUGUAUUGAUAUAUGUAGAGAUAGUGCUGCAAAUGUGACUGGACAUCUUUCAGGCAUUGCUGCAAGGGUGAAAAAUGUUGGUCACCCAGAUAUUUUGUCUACACACUACAUUAUACAUCAUGAGCAAUUUGCGCAAAAAAUAUGUCCUCCGAAUUACACAAAGAAUUAUUAAAUUAUCAGAUGUAAUUAAAAUGUAAAUGAAAUUCGACACAAAGCUCUCAAUUCUAAAAUAUUUGUUGCACUUUGUGAAGAAAUAAGUUCUCAAUAUACUCACCUUCUUCUUCACUUUGAUGGGAAAUGGCUGUCGAGGGGCAAAAUACUAACCUGCCUGUUUGCCCUGCGCAAAGAUGUCAAAUUAUUUUUCCUGCAGAAAAAUAACUGAAAUUUCAUUAACUCUUUUCUGACGAUGAGUGGGUGGCUAAGCUUGCAUAUCUGGAAGAUAUUUUGUCUACACACUACAUUAUACAUCAUGAGCAAUUUGCGCAAAAAAUAUGUCCUCCGAAUUACACGAAGAAUUAUUAAAUUAUCAGAUGUAAUUAAAAUGUAAAUGAAAUUCGACACAAAGCACUCAAUUCUAAAAUAUUUGUGGCACUUUGUGAAGAAAUAAGUUCUCAAUAUACUCACCUUCUUCUUCACUUUGAUGGGAAAUGGCUGUCGAGGGGCAAAAUACUAACUGCCUGUUUGCCCUGCGCAAAGAUGUCAAAUUAUUUUUCCUGCAGAAAAAUAACUGAAAUUUCAUUAACUCUUUUCUGACGAUGAGUGGGUGGCUAAGCUUGCAUAUCUGGAAAAUAUUUUUUCACUGUUAAAUGAACUAAACAUAUCGAUUCAAGGACAAAAUAGAAUUGUUCAAACUAAGAGUUAAAAUGGGUACUUUUGAAAAGAAAAUUUACUGUGCUAAACACGGUUGCCUGAAGCAGAUAUGAAAUUUUUUUUCAAAUUUUGAUGAAAAUAUGAGAGUGAAGUAUGUCAAGCGGCAGGUGGGUUACCAUUGUUUAACAGGACUUACAAUAAAUCACAGAAUAUUUUGGUCAUUAUUCCCAUACAAAGAAGCAAUUUAAAUAUGAAUGAAAAAGAAAGACUCAUGGAUCUAUCAUUUGUCGACAGUCUCAAAGCUAAAUAUGGAUCAUCCUUAUCAAGACCUCAUUUUUUGGAUAUAUAUAUAUAUAUAUAUAUAACAAUAGAUGUUUACUAAUUAUUAUUUUACAAAUGGAUUAAUCUUUUAACAAAAUUCAUAUUAGUGGUCCGCGGUAAUUAAAAUUAUGAAUUUAGUGGUUUGUUAGGUCUGAAAGGUUGACGUUUGCUGAUCUAGAUCUAGGCCUUUUUUUAUCUUCAGGUCAUAUCAUAAUUAUUUGUUUUCUUUUAAAUUAUUAUUUUGUGAGACUUAAGUCUUAACAGUACUAAGCUAAGUUAAAAGCCAUCAUUAUCAUAUUAUCACUGAUAAAAAAGUUAUUAAACUUAUUAGCAAUGCUUUUGUCAUUCUCAACAAAGCAAGUCUUAAGCCAGUGGUUCUCAACCUUCCUAGUGCCCAGACCCUUUAAUACAGUUUCUCGUAUCAUGGCGACCCCUAGCCACACAAUUAUUUGUGUUGCUACUUCAUAGCUGUAAGUAUAUGUGUUUUCAGAUGGUCUUAGACAACCCCUGGAAAAGGGUCCCAUAACCCCCAAAGGGGUCACGACCCACCGGUUGAGAACCGCUGUCUUAAGCUAUUCAUGUGACAUUUUAAAAAAAUCUCUAACUUUAAAAUGUUAAAUGAUCAGAUAGUAUCUUCCAGGGCAUUAUUUGUUAUUUUUCACUAUCAAAAUUUACCUGAAUAGACUUAAGAGAUUUCCUUAGCUGUGGUUUAGGCUAUUUUCGCUGCAUGAUUUAAAAUAAAAGCUAAUAAUCAUCUUAACUAUAUAAUUACAAUAACCAAGUGUAAGUAAUACUAUUGGUGUCCACCAGUGAUAUAUUUGUAGAAUGCUCUCUAUAUUUGCACCUUUUUGUGUUUGAUAUUCAUUUUCUUUACCUUUGCUUGUUUAAGCUUCUGUUAUACAGGUGACUUCAUACAUUAAUGUCUUACAUUACAAUUAUAAAACAAUUUUGACAUUUGGGAGUUUUUUUUGUUGUGAUUAAAAAAGUGUUAUUUACUUUUCAAAAUAUUUGCCAGUUAUAUAAAAAACUUGUUUAUUUUGAGAAGGUUAAUUCAAUUAAAAAUAUUAUUUGAUUUUUUCAGUGUAAUAUGAAUGCAAUUAAAUUUCCAUUACAGGAAAUUUCUUAUAAAUAGCAAUGAAACCAAACAUUUAUCCUUCAAGUUGAGCCCUGCUCUCAAAAUCAUCUAUGAACAAGUUCUAAAACUUCUGCUUCAAAAUGGAUAGUACAAAAUCUGAUUUUAGUGGAAGGAAAAAGAAAGAUGAAAGAUACAAGGGAGAUGGGGAUAGCACAGAUCAAGACAAAGAAAGGUAAAAAAAGCAAUUUAAUUUUGUGUUAAGCUUAUAUAAAUUUUACUUUAUAUAUGUUUAAGAAUUUAUUUUUAUACCUUCAAUAGGUAUAUUAUAAUAUAGAAUGUUACAAUUUAACAAUAUCUUUAUGUCGGUUAAUCACUGGGCUGUCGUUCAAAAUAUGAAUGUUUUAAUUUUUUUCAUUUGUUGAUUAAAAGCUCAUCUGUGAACGUCUUAUAAGGACAAAUAUUGUUUUUCUUAUUCAUAUAGAAUUGUCAAAUUCAUAAACAAUGGAUUUAACUUUUAGAUUUAGCUCUGCUCAACAAAGGCCUUAUAGAGGAGGUCUGGAUAAAAGUAGAUGUGGCGCAAGAGGCGGAAGAGGAGGCCUCGACAGACCAAAACUUGCUGACAGAGGAGAUCACAAAUAUGAGAGAAGAGACCGAUGUGAAGGCGAUUCAAAAUUUGGAACAAGAGAUAAAGGAGACAAGGAUAGGCGAGGAGAAAGGUGUCUUUGCUAUUAUUGUCUCAGAAUCAUCACCUAAAUUAAAAAAACUAGUGGAAACUCUAAUGGGUUUUAAAAUAUGGUUCAAAUGAAUUUAUUUAAUAUUAGGUUAUUGGCAGUCAAAUUAAAAAACAAUAACAUUCCUUUUUCAAAGUUACAGUUUUACCUGGAAACUUUUGUUUUAGUUUAAAUCAUUUUAUGUUUGUGAAACAUUUGAAUAUUAUUUUUUGAUCUACUUUAUUCUAAUUACAUGAAUUUAAAAUGUUUGUUUCAGAAAACCUCCAGAUAGAGAUGGGAAAAGUAGUACACAAAAGUCUGAAGACAGGAGAACCCCUCACAAAGAAGACAUAGCUACCAAAAAAAGUGAUUCAGAUAUUCCCAAAGAAGUAGAAAAGCAACUGACCGAAGAAGAAAAGAAACAGUUGGAAGAAGAAAAACAAAGACAAGAAGAGGAAGAAAGGAUUAGGAGAGAAGAAGAUGAGAAGGUACAGUUUAUUGCUAUAAAGCAUAUAUGACACAUAAUAUUAGUCCUCAGCAGCAACAUGAGGAUGACUUUGAAACAUCUUUCUUGUUUUACUAUAGUAUCAUGAGUUUUAUUUGAAAAUGUUUAGUGAACAUUUAAAGGAAAUUAAUCUCAUUCUGCAUGACUGACGUAGACAAACUUGGUAGUAGCCAAAAAAAAUUAUAGCACUGCCAGUGAGGUACAUUUGAUAGCAAAAGGUUAGUCAAUUGCAAUAAUAAAAAAUAUUAGUUGAUGGAGAGCUUAAAUCUUGAAAAUAUGUGAUCUUUGGCAAAAUAAAUAAAUCGCUCAGUAGCUGUAAUGAGUUAGAUAUACCUGCUGUGUUGGUUCUUUUACUGAUUCUUAUGGUAUGAUUCUUUAUUUGCCUGACCACCUUGUAAGCCAAAGUUAUAUUAAUCUUAAUCUUAGAAAGAAAAAGAGUACAAAGGUAUGUUGAUGCUUGAAUCAAAAGAUUGGACAAUAAGAUGUGAACAUUUCAGCUUAGAGUCUUCUUCAGCGAACAGGACAAAUCAAAAUAUGGCAAGAAACAGAGGACAGUAAAAAAAACUUUGUUGUUGCCAGAAGUAGGAUUACAGGAAGUGAAAGAAUAUAAAUAUUGGUAUUGAAUUGAUGAAUGAGAGUUUGUAUAGCUUAUGAAGUUUGUUGUAAAAUAUACAUGGACUUUAUUUUUUAAACAUUGUUACAAAAUAAAAUAAAACUCUGAUUGUUUAUUGCUUUUAUUUUGUACAGAGGAAAGCGCUGGAAGAAGCAGAAAGAAUUAAAAAUGAAGAAAUGGUAGGAUUAAAUAAUCUCAACUAUUUAAAAUUGCUGAACUUUUAUCUCAUUGAAACCAGGGGGUAAUACAAAUUUAGAGACCAUCUGGAGAGUUCUUAUAAAAUUUGUUAAAAGUUUAUUGUUAUUUGCUCCUAAACAUUUGAUUUUACACAUACAUUACUUAAGAGAUUUUAUGACAUAUUCUAAAUGUGUCCAAUAUUGGUGAACAACAUUUCUAGCAAGCACUUCAAGAUUACAUUGGUGAAACAACUGAAAGGAAUGCUGCCAAAACUGAGGCAAGAAGUGUCAACCUGACAGCUCCUGGUAAAUAUUGUAUUUCUUUUCUUGUAGUUUUUAAAAAAGUAAAGUCGUUAAAUUGACAAAAAAUAAGUUUAUGGCAUGCAAAAUCAAAUUAGUUCCUAGUUUUUGUUUAUGUCACGCCAGAGAACGUAUAAAAAUAGGACUGCUUACUGCUUACUAUGCCACUGCUUUGUCUACACCAUCGUAAAUAAAUUUGGAGUUCUUAUUCAGAUUCACCCAAAUGACUUUUUUUUUUUUUUUUUUUUUUUUAAUGCACUGCUCUUUUGUAAUCUAAAAUGCUCUGUUGUUAUGAAUUAUAUGGAUACCCAGGUUGCACAUCUUGUUACAGUAGAAUACCAAACUAAACUAGCACAGCAUCUUUUACUUGUGUCAUCAAAACAAAAAAAGGGGGCGUUGGUAGUCCAUCAGUUAAAGCAUCUAUGAUUGGAUCUACCACUUAACUGAUUUAAUUAUGAGAGGUUCUAUUUCAAUAAUAUUUACAUUAAGAAUAAUUGCCUUCUCUCUCAGAAAACAGACCCGAUGAGUCCUUCUUUACCAAACUAGAUUCAAAUUUAAAGAAAAACACAGCUUUCAUAAGAAAACUUGUGAGUCUUGUUUUCCUUAACACUUGUUAUUAAGUACUUUUAUUAGUUUUGCUACUUGACUUUUUAAAGAAACAUUAAUUGUGAUCUAAUGUUACAAGAUUGAAUAAAUUUAAUUCAGGUUGUAGUUUGAGCAGUUUUAAAUUAGGUAGGGUUGAUAAUUUAUAAAUUAUUUCUUUUACUUCAUGUAUUUUUUCAAACUGUUUUUCUCAGAGAAAUUUGACAGAUUCCCAGAAAGAUGCUCUGAGUAAAGAAUUUCUUGGAUUAAAUCUAACUAAAUACAUAGAAGAAGUGGUAUGAAGAUUUAUUGUUUGGUUAUUGAAACUAGUUAGAAUGUAAUCAUGUCUAAAAAGAACAAUGAGGUAUAAUUAACUAUAAAAUUAAUACAUUCUUAUUAUAAUUUAUACUAUUCCUUGCAAUAUGUAAUGUUUAAAUGAAUAGUUUUAGAUAAUUUAUUUGCCAAUAUUUGCAUUGUUUAUUAAGUUUUAAACGGAACAUACUUUUAACAGGCUGGUGCUAUCAUUGACGCCAAACUGAAAAUGUCUGAUGUGCCAUGUGCUAUCCAUAUCUGUAGUCUGCUGCACAAGAGAUAUGCUGACUUUAGUCACUCCCUCAUUGAAGUUUUCAAUAAAUAUCUUUUAUCAAAGAAAGAUGAAAAAGUAGGUUUAUUUUAAACGAUGGCGAUUUCUAUAGUAAAUUGAUUUUUUAAAAACAUUGUUUCUAAAGAUAAAAACAAAACAAUUUAUGAUUUUCUUCUAUUUUGUUCUUACCCCAUUUCAAAUUAUUAACAUUUUAAAAUAACUAUUUACGUAUCAGAAUAUUUUGAUGGUCAAACUUUUUUGGUUACGUUUUAAAUUGAAAUUAAAAGAGCCGGAAUUCUUCCAGAAAUACAACAUACUCUUAAAAAGGUAAUUUAAAGAAAUUAAUCCAAAAUGACAAAUGUGAUUACUUCACCAGAUAAGUAACGCCAGUAAAUACAGAGUGGAUCUGAGAUUUCUUGGUGAACUCAUAGCACAUGGAGUUUUUACUGCUAAGGAGGGUUUGCCUAUUCUGGCUAACCAGCUUUCAAUUUUAGUUAACAGUGACAGAGAUGAGCAUAAUUAUCUUCCCAUUAUUACAAGUUUUUGUAAACACUGCGGUGAUGAUUACACAGGAAUUGUGCCUCGCAGGUUUCGGUGAGAACUGAUUUUGUUGUAAUCGUUUGUUUAAUAUAUGGUAAUACCUGGAUUAUUGGAAGAGCUGCAUUCUGAUACACCCUGCAAAAUCCUGUUUUAGGAUUUCUGUAUAUCUUAAAGCUUAAUACACCCUUCACACACACUUAUAAACCUUCCCACAAUUUUGCUUAUAUUUCCAACAUCCUUAUAAACAUUUUGCAUGCUCUCAGACACUUAAAGUAAUAAAUAUAUAAAAAUAUGUUUAUUGUAUACAGUAAAAAUCCUGCAAAAUAGCGAAACAUUCAACACCAGUAACAGAAGCAUUGCAAAUCCCAUCUACAUGCAUAGGAGCCAAAAUGAUCAAUAAAUUGAUCGUGGGCCCUUAAGAUAUAGAAGAAGAAGAAUGUACCCUAGGAGAAAACUCUCAUUUCUAGCUUUUAAACAUUUAGUAACACGUAACAGAAAAUAGAGGCGUAAACUGCCUUUUUACAUGAAAAACAAUUUCAUAGCUGUAGUUCAUUCAUAUCUUGUUUUUAUUUCAUUUAGCUCCAAUUAUCUAUAAUAACUAUGGAUUUUUACUGAGUUAUUACAGUAUGGAAUGUUUACAAGAAAUAUUUAGAUUAUUUUUUACUUUUAUUGUUAAAUUGAUGCUCAUUUUUGUUCUGGUUUGGGAUAUUCAAUAGUAAAUUAAAAUAGUUUCAGAAUAAAAUAGAAUUACAGUCUUUCUUUAAAAAAAAUAGGAAUAGUAAUAGUGAUAUAUGAAAAUAUAUACUAAUAAAAGAUUAAAAGCUUAAAACAUGUAUCUCUAAAUAUGUAAACUUUAUUAGCAAGUUGAGCAUUUAAAGGAAUAUAAGUGUAUAGUCUUUUAUAUAUAUAUAUUUUUUUUAAAUGUUUAAAAUAUUUUAAAUAACUAAUUUGUUUUCAGACUUUUGUCAGAGAAAUACAACAUGGAGAUAGCUAAAAGUCAGGUAUUUAAAAAGCAUUGGACAAAUUAUGUUGUUAAUGAAGAAUUAAAAAAAAAAUAGCCUAGUUUAUUUAAUAAUCCCAGUCUAAUAGCAUUUGGAAGUCACAAAUAGCUAUUUAUUUAUUUUAUGCACGUGCAAGUGCUAGUUUUAGUAAUUUGAUGUGAAUUACAUAUGAAUCAUAGUAAUACAUUUAAAUUGAUAAAUACAAUAAUAAUCUCAAUAAUCUACUUACAGUUCCUACCACCAGACAGACAAAAGGGCUGUCGAAAUCUCUUGAAAGAUUAUUACUCAUCUUUGGUAAAACAUGUAACCAAUUCACACAAAGAGCUCAAGUCAAUGGAACGACACAACAGAAAAAUAAUGCAGGUAAGAAACAUUGAUUACGUCAUUAAAAACAUUUCUGCAAACAUUUGAGCUCAUGAACAAAAUAUUAUGUAAAUUAUUUAUUUAUCCAUUAGUAAGUUAAAUUAAGUUGCAAGAAGAAAAUCAAAUUAUUAGCUUUAUAUAAAAUAUUUAAUAUAACCAAUUUUUUUCAUCCUAGAUUUUAUGAAAUUCAACAUUUUAGUAGAUAAUUCUUUUUAUAUACUAUAGUUAUAUUAAUUUUAUGUUUUUCACCUAUAAUUUUUAAUUAUAUUAUACUUUAUCUAAAAUUGAAAUUUCAAGUCCUACUAUUUUAUGUCUAGUCUAAAGGUGAAAUCUCCAGUGACCGGAAAGAGGCUUAUGAAGCCGCCUUUGCUGCUUUCCAGAAACUCUCCUCAAGUGCCACUGUCUUAGCUGUAAGUAUGAAACAUUCUUGUAUUAACAUGGGAGCCACCAUCACAAUGAACACAGCUUUUUAUUUACUGUGCAUUCAAUAUUUCAUCAUUUUUUAUUUUCAUUUUUAGUCAUUAAUCUAUUGUUUUUAUAAAAUUAAUCUUAGAUGUAUAUAAUUCCUUCAUUGCAUUGGUUCUAAUUUUAACUUCCUAUCAGGUAUCAUCUGUGUGCUAUAAAUAAAUUUAGUUUCUUGCUCAUGUACAUUUUAUUGUCUGCGAAUAAAAUAAAAAAUUAGCCCAAUGGUGUUCUUAAAGAAUGUGACAUUUAGAAAUACUAUUUGUUAAAAUAAUUUCUAUUUUUAAAAAAAUGAAUACCCAGCGUCAUACAUCUGUAAUUCAUUGUUAAAAACACCACUCCUAUAGGACUUACUUGAUGAAGACUUUCCAGAGUUUCCACAAGAAGGCAAGUUUUUAGAUAACUGUUAAAUAAUUACCUUACAUGAAGAGCUAAUGGAAAUGCUUUUGCUGAACAAAUUUUGGAUUUAAAAAAAAUAAAAAAAUCAUUACUAAAAAUAAUUUUUUAAAGUCCAUUUAAGAGGUAUAGGAAAAAAACAAGUAUACUUGUGCUUGAAAAAUGUAUGAUUAAAUUAUUGACAAGAAAUCUCUAAUGUCAUGUAAAUAGCAUAAUAGAAACAGAAACAUGUAAGGAAAAAUGUGUAACUUACUUUUUAAACAGAAUAUACAGAUGAUGGAAAUGGUGUCCUGGAUAUUUUUAAUCCCUUGAAAGAUUUGGAGGUAAGCAAUAUUGAGAUAAACAAAUACAGGCUUUUUAAAGGUGCAUCUUUUACACUUAGAUUUUAUAUGUUGAGGUUACUAUUAUUAUUAUAUAACAUAAUAUCAUCUUUCAUUCUGGGUGAUUUAUACAUUAAAUCAUUUCAAAUCAUACAAUUACCUCUGAGUUGACAAGAUAUAUUUGUUAUUGAAAGCUUGCUUCUCAGUUUCAGUAUGAUGGGGAUAAAACACUUUUUGAAGAUGAAGACACUAGGUCUUUCUAUGAGACACUUCCAGACCUUAGAGCCUUCAUCCCAAGUGUAAGACUUUUACCUCUAAGUUUAUAUUUAUUUUCUUGAAUUUAUUUUAGUUGAGAAAGAAUUUCUUUUGUGUGAACUAAUUUUUAAAUUCAUAAUUAAACAAAACUUAACUAGGAAACCAAAAAAGCUCUGCAUAAAAUUGUGUGAUAUGUAUUACCUAAAGUUUUGACAUCAAUUGUUGUCAUUUAGUUCCUAAAUUCAUAUCAGAUCUUGUACAGAGACAGUGAAAAUAUCAGCACUAAAGAUGCUCUCAAAAAUGCUGACACAGGUUUAGAGGAGGGUAAGUCAUAUUCCCAUAGAGAAAUGUUAAUGCAACUUAUUAUCUGCAUCCGUGAUACUAAACCUAUUUUUUUACCAAAGACUCCAUUGGUGAUCUGGAAAAGCCAUUACAUUGUUUGGUCUGACUGUUACAGUUGUACUUUCAAGCUAGGUAAAAUAUACCAAUCUUUUAUAUUUUAUUGCCAUUCAACAGAAUCCAAAAUGCAACUUAUUUUGUUUUCACUCCCAGAAAUGGACCAACUUGCAGUAGAUGAUAUUGAAAAAGAGCUUGAGACAGAACAGAUAGAGGAGAACAUGAAAGAGGCUGAGAGACAAGAAGCUGGGAGGGAUGCAGUGGCAGAAGCUGAGGAAGAGAGAUUUACUAUUCCAGAGGCAGAAGGUACAGAAAUAUUUUGUUACUCAAUUUUCAUAUCUGUUUAUAUUGAUGGACACUAAAAGAAUUUAAAACAAAUUUUGCUAUUUUUUUUUAUGGAAUGAUGUAAUGUUAUCUAUUGCUUUUGUUGAAUGAUACCAUCUUUUUGUUUUAAUAAAAAUAGAAGAUGACACAGAAACUGGAACACUAAUGAGAGUCCAGUUUGAAUCCUUCCUGGCUUCACUUCCCAACUCUGUCAACAGGGAUAUGAUAGAUAAUGUGAGCGUUGUAUUAUAUAUUGUAAAACUAACUUAUUGAUAACUAGGGCAGAAUUUUUAAAAAAAAUCUCAUGUUGAGAUAGUAAUAACAAUGUGUUUAUAAGUGUUAAUACCCAUUUUCUAUUUUGAUGAACUUACAAAAAAAACCACAUAAUUUAUGCUUUCUUUGAAUUUUAGGGACCUAAAGAGUUGCAAUAUUUGUAUGUUUCUUUACAGGCUGCAACAGAAUUCUGUAUGAACUUUAACACAAAAUCCAAUCGUAAAAAGUUGGUGAAAGCCCUCCUUUCAGUCCAUAGGACAAGGUAAGUGAUGACAUAAUGAAUGAUGUGUCAUCAAUUUGUGACAAGGUAAGUGCAGACAUAAUUAAUGAUGUGUCUUUGAUAUUUGUGACAAGGUAAGUGCAUACAUAAUGAAUGAUCUGUCAUCUAUUUGUGAUAAGGUAAGUGCAGACAUAAUGAAUGGUGUGUCAUCAAUUUGUGACCAUGAAAGUGCAGACACAAUGAAAGUUUUAUUUAUUUGUGACAAGCUACUUGUGUUAUAAUAGUUUCUCUUUCUGUGUUUUGUUUCAUACCUAUGAUUACUGAUCUGUAGGUACGAUCUCUUGCCCUUCUACUCACGGCUGGUAGCCAUUUUGGAGCCCUGUAUGCCAGAACUUGCCAGUGACCUUGUUCAAGCUCUCAAAGCAGACUUCAAAUGGCAUGUAAGAUAUUUUAAAUUUAAUUUUUUACAAAUUUUUAUUCUGCCAUUUAUUACUAUCCUACUUAAUUAUGCAAAAACUGCUCUGAUUCUUUCAAGCCAUCUGCAGAAAUUGAUUCUAUUAUUCUUGUAUUAGUUUCACUCUCUCCAUCUUUUCAGGUUAGGAAAAAGGAUCAAAUAAAUAUUGAAUCAAAGCUCAAGAUUGUUAGAUUUAUUGGUGAGUUUUAUUAUCAAAUUUUAAAGUGAGAAUUUAAAAAAAUCUAUUUAUUUAUCAAUUUAAAAAAGAUGGCAAAGACCCUUCAAGUUAGCAUUUAUUAGUUGUAUGUAAAGUUGAAAGUUAAGGGGUAUCUACAUGCGCAAUUCAUGUUAAGUCAAAGUGCCUUCUGAAACUUUUUAAUAGGUUCUAAUUUUAAUGCAUUGUUUAUUUUAAAUUUAUUACAGCAGUUGUAAUAAUUUGCCAUGUUUCAAUUUUUAGAAGUCUAUUUUCCCUCAUUCCAAAAAUUCAAUAUUAUAAAACCCUGUUUUUGAAAACUGUUAAAUUUUACCAACAGUAUAACUUUCUUAGACCCUUACAUUGUGAGGCAUGUUAUUUUGAUGUACCAAGAGUUACUGUAAAAUUGUAUCCAGUGCUCAGCUGACUUCUUCAUCUGUAUAGUUCUUGUUACUCUUAGGUGAACUCGUCAAGUUCAAGGUCUGCCCAAAAAUAGAAGCUCUUCAAUGUUUGAAGGUGUGUGCCCAAAUCUUUUUAACAUUUUUAUUAAACUUCAGGUAUUAUCAGAUACUACUUCAAUUUUAGAUUAAGCAAUAAUUCAAAUUUUUAUUAUUAUAAAAUUGUUAAUAAUUUGAUCUUUUAUUUGUUUAUUAAAUUAAAACUACGUAAAAAAAAAAUUACAGGAUUUUUGUAAAGUUGUCAUUUUUAAAUGAUAAAAUUUAUUGAUUUGUUCUAUCCUUGUUCUUUUUAUAAUGAUUAUACCUUGUCUUAAAAAUUGUGUUAGAUAUGAUUGAAAAUUAUAUAAUCGUAUAUGUUAAUGUUUUUUCUUUAGAUGCUUAUGUUUGACUUUCGACAUCAUAACAUUGAAAUGACCUGUGCCCUGUUGGAGACCUGUGGGCGUUUCCUCUAUAGAUCACCAGAUUCCCAUUACCGUACCAAGAUAUACCUGGUGAGUUUUUAUUAUAUCUUGUAAAAUUAAGUAUCAUCUGUUAAUGACUAGCAAUGAAAAACAAAUCUUGACAAGAGUGAAAAUAUUCUACAAUUCAAAAGAUAAAUUAGUUUUAAAUAAAGAUGUUCUCACAUUUUCAUUGGCUUAGCUAAAACAAGUUGAAAUAUACACUAAUAAAUUUUCUUGGUUUACAGGAAGUGAUGAUGCGUAAAAAAUCAGCCAUGAAGUUGGAGUCCAGGUAUGAAUCAAUGAUAGAGAAUGCCUUCUACUACAGCAAUCCUCCUGAGGUCCAAGCUGUGAUUCGCAAAGAGAGACCACCCAUGCAUGAGUACAUCCGCAAGCUACUGUACAAGGAUUUGUCCAAAGUUACAGUAGAGAAAGUAAGAACGGUUGAUAAGUUGUUUUUAAGCCAGUUUUUAAAUUAGAAUAUUUAAAAAAAAAAAAAUUUAUUUACCUGUUUCCUUAUACAAAAAGUUAUCAAGCUAAGAGAGUUUGUGAAAAUUGAGACUUAAAACUUAAAUAUGUUAAAUAAAUAUUGAUUAUUAUUAUUUAUUGGAGAAAAAUAAAGUGGAUGUAUGAAAAAAAUAUUAACUUUUGUCACAGGAUGUGCCCAAUUAUGCCAGAAGUUUUAUUAUGAAAAUAAUUAUUUAAAAAAAAAGGAAAGAGAUCAAUAUUUUCUUGUUUAUCCAGGUGCUUAGACAAAUGAGGAAGCUGAAAUGGGAGGAUCCUGAGGUUUGUUUUUAGACAUUUUAAAACCAAAAAAAAUUCUCAAUUUUCUUUUUUAGAAAUUUAAAUGUUGCCUGUUGCUUGGUAAAACUAGGUUUUUGAAAGUUUAGGAAACAAAUGUAUCACUUGUAACAUUAAGAAAGAAGCCAUUUUAAAAUAAGAUUUUAUGAGAUUAUUGGGAAGUUACAAAAUAUAAUCAACAAUAAAAGAAGUAAUGCAAUUAAUAAAUAAAAAAAAAAUGUGAGUUUUUACAAUUUGUUUGUUUACAUAUCGCAGAUUGCAUUUUAUGCAACAAAGUGUUUGACCAGUGUUUGGAAUAUUCGUUACAACUCAGUGCAUUGUGCAGCUAACUUGUUGGCAGGUGUCGCACCAUUCCAUGUAAGUUUUAUUUUUUUUAUUGCCAACGUACAUAACAUAUUAUCUAUAGCUUAGAUUUGUACCUGAAAUUUUUAAUAUUGAUAGCGCUGCAGUCUACUUGAAUCAUUUGUUACUACUUUGACCUUCAUUUUUUUUUCAAAUUUUUGUGUGUCUUUAUCUUGUUUUUUUGUGUGUGCAUUUUUGGGGGAAUUAUACAUUAUUAGUAGAAAUUAAAUUUCUGACCCGCAGCAUGUUCACCAAAUAAUUUAUUUGAGUUUUAUGCUAGAGAAUACUUAUGGAUGCAUCUCUCUCUGCUCAGCUGUCAUGGAAGUGUUGAUGUAAAUUUUAUUGCGAUGACUAGAUGUAUUUUGUUGGUGGCAUGUACCAAAUAUUUAGUAUUCAGUUAAUUUUCUUGUGAAACAGUAAGGGUUAUCAUUUGUUAUCUGACAAUAGUAAAAUUCCUAAAGCAGUAUAGCCAUAUUUUCUUUUUAAAAACUUCGCUGACCUUUCUAAAAUAUUUACAAUUUAAUUGUUGUCACUGUAACUCUCUAAAGGCAACACACACAAAAAAAACCUAACUUUUUACUCAAGUUAAAUAAAAUUUGGUUAGAUCAGGUGACAGAAAUGUGUUUUCCAAUACAACUAUAUUAAUUAUUUUUUUUAUAGAACCAUGGGGAAGUCUAGAUCUUUAAAAAAAUAGAAGAAAAAAAAUGCACUAAAAAAACAAAGGACUUGCAUGAUUAAAGGGUUACAGCAUCACCAUAAGAACUAAUUCAACAUUGUAUUUUUCUUUAUCUCAUUGAAAUUAGAUUCAAUUAGAACCCUUGAUAAAUUUUAUAUAAACUAAAUAUUUAACUGUUUAUUUAAGCUAGUUUAUUGUCAAAAAACCUCCUCUUUUUGCUUUCCGGAGGGACAAGAGCCUUAGGGACAUGCUUGUUUGAAGCCACCUCCCUGUUAUUAAAGCACAUAGAGGCACCAAAAGUUGCAACUGUAGCUGCUGUAACACUUAUCCCAAUGUGAUUGAAGUUGAGAAGAUCACUUUCCCACUGGAAAUAUUCAAAAUAAAAAAUGGCUCUAUUUGCACAAGUCGCAACAUGAUUUACACCAUCCUUUGUGAAAAGGGCUGUAAAUCAUAUGUAGGAGAGACAGGUUGUUGCCUUGUAGACCAUUUUAGAGAACACCUGCGUGACAUAAAUAAACAAGCCCUUUGUCCAGUUUCCAAACAUUUCAAUAGUGCUACCAUAAUGGAAUUUUAGACAUUGCAGUUACUGUCAUAUUGUAUGCAAGUAAUACACCAGAUAGAAUUUACAUGGAAAAUUAAGAACAAGAUUUGGUAUGCCAACUCCACAUGGUGUAAAACAAAUUUACAGUUUUACUUAGCUGCAGUGUCUUAUUCCUGUUAAGUUUUUAAAUUUUAAUUCACCCUGCUUCCUUUUUUCUGAACUUUGUUUUUGUUAGGAACCUGCACCCACUCUUAUUCUUUUCUUAAAUUUUUAGGUAGGAUACAUGUUAAUUACUUAUAUGAAUGUUUUUUUGCACUGAUAAAGGCAUUCUCCUAAACUUCUACAUUUGCAUUCUGAAUGAUCAUUAUUAAAGCUGAAUUUGUGUUGUUUUAUGUAUAAGAAUUGUUUGUGUCUAAGUAAUCUAAUUUAUUGUCAACUUUCUAUGGCUAUAGGAACAUGUAGCCAUCCAAGUUGUUGAUGGAGUUCUGGAAGACAUCCGUCUUGGGAUGGAGGUAAAUUGAACAUUUUUGGAACUAGGUGAUGUACCGUCACUGAAUUUCUUUUUACUGAUAGUUAUUGUAUGCUCCCCUGUAAGUAUAAAAGGCUCUAGUACUGGUACAAGAAAUGUUAGUGUAGCUUUGACAUUGCAAUAAAAAAUCUGAAUGUGUCAUGCAUAUCUCAGAUAAACCUGCCCAAGUACAACCAGCGCCGUGUGAGCUGUGUUAAGUACCUGGGAGAACUCUACAACUAUCGAAUGGUCGAGUCAUCAGUCAUCUUUAAGGUGCUUUACUCUCUCAUUACUUUUGGAGUAUCUUGGGAUGGUAUGUUUACUUUUGUUUUAAAUUAUAAUUCAUCCUUACCAUACAGAAAAAUAUCUGUUAAAGCUGUUGCUCUGAAAUCAAUGGUUUCAAUGACUUGUCUAAUUUUUCUAACUCAUGAACUGACAUCUCUUCUAGCCUGAUUCAUUUUUGGCUUGGUGAAUUAAAUAUGAAAAAAUCUGCAUAUUUCUGGAAAAUCUUUUCCUAUAUCAGCCUUCCAGACAUUGUAUUUUACAAUUACAAUUAUUUUGUGUCCUACGUGAUGGACUGGGUUUGCUGGGAGCCAUUCAACUCAACGAACAUUUUAUAUAAAAUAAAUUAAAAAAGAUAAUCAGUUUUGUCUUAGGUAAAGUUAUUUUUGUAUACUUGUUAGGCCUAUACUUAUUUUUGUUACUUGUCACUUGUGUACACUUGUUAUACUUAUUUAUUUCACAGAGAACGUUGUCAACCCGUUGGAUCCUCCUGAACAUUUGUUUCGUAUUCGCCUUGUAUGUGUUAUCUUGGAAACUUGUGGUCAGUUCUUUGACAAGGGUUCAAGCAAGAAAAAACUGGACUGCUAUCUCAUCUAUUUCCAGGUUAGGAAAUAAUCCACAUUUAUUUAUACAUCAAUGGACAUGUUUCAUUGAUGGCAGCACAGGUUUGUAAAGAAAAAUGUAAAAAGUCAAUGCUUUCAGUAAAUGGAUGAGUUAUUUCUUAAUUACCAUUAAAUAAAUGAAAUAUAAAAGCAUGAGACAUUGCUCCUGGGUUUCUAUACAUUAAAAAAAAAUUGAAAUUAUUCAAAUCCUCAUUUGUUAGUUACGAGAACAGUGUUAGCGUUACUUGCGGUGGGUUUCACUAAUUCUAAUUGUGAAUUUUUAAAUUUUUUAAAAAAUUUUAAUUUUCAGCCUUGGUCAGCUGUAACAAGAAAGGGGGACACAAUCGUUGUCAAAAUAUUCUUUUGUUGGUUGUAACAAUUUGAUUUGUUAUCCUGGCACUUUCAGCGUUACUACUGGUUCAAGAAAAGUCAUCCAGUGUUUGAUGCACUCCAUCCAUUCCCCAUUGACAUAGAAAACCUGAUGAAUGAAACAAUAGAAAUUGUCAGGCCACGAUUACAGCAGUACAAGUCUUACCAAGAGGCUUGUGAGGCUGCUGAGAAACUGGAGGCUGAAUACAGAGCUAAGAUUGGUAGGCAUAGUUGGCAUAGCUAUUUGUUUGAACAUAUGUGAGCUAAGAUUGGUAGGCAUAGUUGGCAUAGCUAUUUGUUUGCACAUAUGUGAGCUAAGAUUGGUAGGCAUAACUGGUUGCUAGAACAUAUUUAUGCUAAGAUUGAUAUAGUUAGUUAGCAUAGCUAUUUGCUUGAACAUAUGUGUGCUUAAAUUGGUAUAGUUAGUUAACUUAGCCAUUUGCUUGAACAUGUGUAUGCUAAGAUUGGUAGGCAUAACUAGUUACUUGAACUUAUGUAUACUAAGAGUGGUAGGCAUAGCUAAUUGCUAGAACAUAUGUACGCUGAGACUGGUUAGGCCUAGAAGGCUAUUUGUACAACGCUUCAUAUUUUAACUUUGUGCUAUCUUUCUCCUACAGCAAGUGUUCUGUCAAUCAUUGAAACUGGGGAAGAAGGUGGAGAGGGGAUGGAUGAAGAUGAAGAGGAGGAUGGUUUGUCCACCAUUCUGGAGGGAGAAGAGCUAGAGGAUGACCUCACUCUAUCCGGUGGUGUGACAGAAGGUUCUGGAACUCAGGAUAGCGAAACAAGUUUGAGUGGAGCAGAUGCAGAUGUAAGAUAAUCGAUCAUUUUCCCAUCAAAUGUCUAUGCAUUCAGACCUGUUUACCCCCAAACUCUUAAAAUCAUACAAUAUCAUCACAAAAUCGUUCAAUACAUUACAUUAAUAGUAAAAAAAUAAACAUACAGUAUAUAUAAUGUACACACCUCAAAAUCGUACAUUAUACACCAAAAUCGUAAGAGUAAACAGGUCUGUGCAUUUAUUUUUCACUGAGCGUUUGUUUCCAAGUCCAAACUUUCUGAAAUGCAGAUACCAAAAUAAUGAGAGGUUCUUGCAGUUGUAUACAUUUGCAAUUGUGUUUUUCAGGAGCGUGAGGGUGAGGGAGAAGAUGAAAGCUCAUCCAGUGAUGAGUAUGAUGACUCUGAUGUAGAAGAGGGGGAUGAAGAAGUAAGUUAUCCUAAUGGCUUUGUUGUAAAAAAAAAAAAAUUGUACAUAAAAAAAGUCUUGCUUGUAAUACAGUUACAAGUUAACAGAUGGUAACGAUAUUUAAUCAUUAUCAUUGAUUCAAAGGGAAUUUAAUUUUCUCAUUUAUUUAAUUUAUUUUUGUUUUUAAAUUAAAUGUCAUUGUAACAAUCCAACUUGUUAAUUUAUCAUUUUCUGAUUGGCAAGUUUGGUCUGUUGUUAUUCCUGUAGGUCAAGGUUGUCAAACCCAAGACUGCACUGUGUAGAGAAGAUGAAGAUUUCAUGGCAGCCCUAGACCAGAUGAUGAAUGACACCAUACAGGUGCUUUCCUUAAAUUUUCAUUUUUUUUUCCCCACCAGAAAGUUAUUUAACUUCCAAACUUAUUGUUGUACAUCAUCCAUUAACUUUUGCAACAAGUGCAUGUCAGCCUGAAGAGAUGAGCUAUUCUUUUAUGCUAUGGGCGUAUACAUUAGUUGAAUGUAGAGUAUCUUUCACAUCUCCUUGUACUCUCACUGUUUUCUCAUUCCCUUUUUGGAGACCACUCAUGUGUUGUAUCUCACAUAACUUUAUGGUCAUAAAGCUGAGAUUGCUCAUUUGAUAACCCUUCAGCAGCAUAUUUUUUUAAUAACAUUUCAGGCUCGAACUCAAGAAGCCCUCAAGGUGCCCCAGCUGGACAUUGCCCUGCCCACUCAACUCAAAAGUAAAAAGAAAGUCACCAGCAACCUUAUUCCAGGUUUGUUUGUCUUUAGACAGUACAACACAGAUUAAUUAUUAAAAUGUACAUUUUUAAACUUUAAACGCAUUUCUAUCUUUCUAUUUUUAUUAAUUUUGAGUAUAAGUAGCAUUAUAUUUCAGUAGAGAAGUAAAAGUUUCUGAAGUCAAAUCUAAGUUCGAAUAUUUUAUUGUUAAAUUCAGGUCAAAGUCUUGCAGAGAAGGAGGAAGAGGAUAAAGAAGGAUCUUCUGGUUUAAAAUUUGUUCUGAUGACAAGGAGAGGAAAUAAGCAGCAGGUCAGAAAUGAAUGGGGUUUAUUACACCAGAAUAUGAGGACUUGAGGGUGCAGAGUAUAGACGCCUUAGUUUUUAGAUGGUAUAAAUUAAUCCAUUGAUUUAUCAGUAUAAAAACUGUUUUUUUACUCAAGGUUGCAAGGUUGCCUGUGUAUUGACAGCAUUGAAAUUUUGUUUUAGGAAUCAUAAAAUUGUAUCUGUUUCAAAAACCAUCAAACCAAUGCAACAUUUGUUAACAUAAUGUUCAAUGUACCUGACAGCUGACUGACUUUGAAAUUCCAAUGACUGCUGAAUUCGCUACCAAAUUCAAGGAAAGGGAAGAAGUAAGUCCAGCAUAUUCUGUAAUAGAUGAUUAGGAAUUUUUAUGCGAAUCCUGUUUUUACCUAAGAAAAGUCACAUCACUAGUAACACCAGUGCAAUUAACUGUGCAAUAUGUGUUGUUGCUAGUGGUUGAAUGUCUACCAAGGCCAUAACACCAGUGCAAUUAACUGUGCAAUAUGUGUUUUUUACCAGUGGUUGAAUGUCUACCAAGGCCCAUAGUAAAAAAUGGCAUCAAUUUUUCAUGAAGUAAAGAUCCAGCCAACUCAUUUGAAGGAAAUAAUUAAUGUAACAUGUUGCUUGGAAAACUUUGCGGGAGAAUUGAACUAGAGAAGUUGUCAGCAACCCAAGGCUCUGAAAAGAUCUAGUAUUUUUUUUUAAUGAAAAAAUGUAUAUAUAUUAUUUAGUUAUUUAUUUUGUAAAACCGUUUUUUUUACUUAUCUGUGUCUCUAUACUGACAUGGGCUCCCAAAAUAUUUUCCCAGCAGAUAUAAAUAUAAUUUAUAAAAAUGGCUUAUCACACACAAAAAGUUUCAGCCCUGUAAACUAGAAGAGCAUAAUAUUAAUAUCAGUAUGACUGAUGUUUUGUGGUGCAAAUUGCCAUAUGUUAUAUGAUCUAGAUUUAAGAAAUGGUCAGGGGCUUUAAUUUCAAAGCACUCAUCACACAGAAUGGCACUUCAUGGAAACUGAAACAAAUCUGUUUUAAAAAUUAAAAAAUUGUAAACAGAUUUAUUCUAAUGGAUUUUUUCAAUACAAGCCACUUAAAAAAGAUAUUGAUAGUUUAAAAAAAUUAUUCGAAGCUUCAUCUUAUUUGAUAAACUUACAUUUUCUACUAUUAGUGGAUUCAAAAUAUUUUUUCAAUUGAUAACCCUUAGAACCCCUUAUUCAGCUUUAUCAGUGUGUGUGUAAAAAAUCCAUAAACUCUGCCAGACCAAUAUUUGGCUGUCCUGUACCUUAACUUAGAUUGACUAAAACGAGAGCAGUUUGAUGAUAAUGUAAAUGAUUUCAAAUUAUUUUGAUCUAGUUUUAGGAAAGAUUUAUAAUAAUAGCAAAAAGACAUUUGUAAUAUUGGAUUGACUUCAACUAUUGCUAGUGAUACUAUUUGUGCUUUUGGAAAUAAACAAACAACAUGGUCUUAUCCCUAGUCCCAGCCCUGGCUUUUAUGAAAAUUAGGAGCAUGAAAGGAUUGUCUCCUUUGUUGCGCCGCACCAAUUCUAAAGCAAUUGAUAAAUUUUAUAACCGUAAUGGGCGCCCAAAUUUAGAUAGAAAGAAAUAAAAUUUACAGACUCGUGGAAUUUUGUUUGCUUGUGUGUCUGUGUAAAUUUUCCCCAGAUGCCCAGGGGAUGGCUAUGUCAGGACCAGAGCCAAUGGCUCAAAGGGUUAAUAAAACCGAUAUCUUAAAUUAUAUAAAGCUAAUACAUACAUGUAAAAUAUAGCUACCACACAAUUCCAUUUAAGUUAUGUCUAUUACAUAACCCUGUAAAUGAGAUGGUAUUACAUAUGUUGGAGGUAUUGCUAAAAAAAAAUCCCAUGUUGCAUAUUAGUGAUAAAUAAUCCUUUGUAAGAUAUGACAAACACAUAAUACCAUGUAAGAAUGUUGCUAUAUUACUUAACAUCCUUGAACUUCAGGCUGAAAGGCUAGAAAAAGAAAAGAUGAAACAGAUGGUGCUUAACUUCCAUGAGAGGCAAGAGGAGGAAGAGUAUCAAGGUCAGUGGUCUCCAUCGUCUGUCUGGGCUUUGUUGGAGUCAAGCUUUACACAUACAUCAUAGGAAACUUCAUCUUCAGCAAUGUUUAAUCAUACAGAGUUGUAAUAUGAAGGAAGCAGAGCAAAAAUUGUUGGCCUGAAAAACAAAAACUUAGUUUUUGAAAAGAGAAAUUAUACAUGCACAAAGUUCUGGCCCUUGUUUUCCUAAAACGUUUUGUCAUCAAAAUUCUGGCCAAGAGCUAUUCAAGUGCUGAUGGUUCUGUGAUAUUCUUUUUUUUACCAGAAGUUAUGGCGAGCAUCAACCGUCCCGCCACCAACAAUGUCAACAGAGAGAGGAAGGUCAAGUACCAACAUCCUAAGGGGGCCCCAGAUGCAGAUCUUAUAUUUGGAAACAAGUGAGAAUAAUUGGUGUAUAUGUAAGCCAUUGUUUUCUUUUAUGUACAGAAUACUCUUGAACUUGGACUUUGUGAUCACCCCUGCCAUGACCUGCUUGAAAUGAAUACAUUCAGUUUUAAUGGACUUUUUUUUGGUUUUUUAUUGUUGUGUUGGUGUUAUUUCAGUUGUCCCCCUUCAUUUUUUUUCCAUCUUGCCUCACAAUCUAUUCACCAUUUGCAUCCACCAUCCGUGGCUACAAUCUGUCUCUCCUAGCUGUCUCAAUCCUUUACCUUGUAAGAGCCAAGUUAUUCAGUGGGGCAUUCAAUGAAAGGAGGCUGCUCCCAAAUAGAAUUUUGUCAAUAAAGAUAAUACAGUACCCGCAACUCUUUCAUGACAUUUUACAGAUAUUGUUUUUGGGGUCAAAUAUCUGCCUAAAUAAAAUUUAUUCAAAGUGAUGUAAAUAAAAUGUUAAAAAUUUUCAAUCAAUAAAAUGUAAGGGAACAGAUUGACAUCUAGUAGAAGGCCCUGCUUUGAGAGUAUUUCAAUUUUAUGAUAGAUGAAUUCAGAUGGUGCUGAAACUUUGUCAGUUUUAUACAUUGUCUUGAUCAAAGGGGCCAUCAUCCUAAUAUAAUGGUAUCAUAAUGUAUCAUUCUGAUUGGCCUAGUGGAGGAGAUAAAUGGGCAUUUCCAAAUUUUUUUCUCUGGUUAGUCAUAGUUGGUCACAUACUCCUAAGAGGUCAUGGUGUUUACUCAUGAAUUUUACAGUUAGAUCCCUUUAAUGAAAGAACUUGUUAUUAUACUUUGUAAAAGUCAAUGAAGCACUUAUUAUACUAUGAUAAAGUCAGAGAAGCACCUGUUAUGCUAUGUAAAAUUUAUAGAAGCACCCAUUGAAAUCAUCCCAACAGUACUACCAGGGCUGCAAGAAGUUAGUCAAACAUUUAUGAAACGGUAAUUGAAGAUUUCUGAAUCCAGGUUUCAGUUUAGAACAGACUGAAAAAAAAAAUAAUUGUCAUGUCACUUGUCAUUCAGUUUUUAUCUGCAAUCCAACAUAACUCGUAAAGACAAAAAAUUUGUUCCAAACUCUGCAGCCUUGGUAAAAGCUUUUUUGGUAUUGUCUAAAGACAAUAUUUUUUCAUCUGUCCAAUAGAAAACGUUGAGACAACAGCUCCGUUGCAAUACAUAAGACAUUGAACUCUGCCAAUUCCAAGUGAAUGGACCCCCUCUGCUCCCAAUGAAACAGGCACAAACUGCCAUACAAAAAAAAUGGACAUCUCAAGGACUUAUAUUUUCAAGGCAACUUGAGAAAAUUUCCCACAAGAGAGGACUUCCAUGGGAUAUUCAACGCGUGGUCCGUGAGACGACCACCGUAAGCCGAAGCAACGGAUAUUUUCUUUAAGACAAUUAACAUUUUAUAAAUCUGAUUUCCUUCCUUCUGGCUCAUACAAUAGUUUGGUUUAUCUUGCAGUGCUGGUACUAAGCACAUGAAAUAGUGCGGCCCAUGUAUCCGUAGCUGAAUCAAAGCAGAUUUUGUGACUAAAAGAUAUUUUAAAGAAUAUAUUGGAAGUGGAAGUGUCUGAAAACAAGCGUACCAAAGCCAGAAGAUUUUACUAUGAAUAUCAAUUUGAUCGAAGUUUCUUACUGACGGCAAGGAACAGCUGUUCGAAAAUUAUUAUGAUUUAUUAUUUUCGAUUUUGCUGGUCUUGAUACAAAAUGAAAUUCGAACUCCUUUUGUUCCAUAAUACUAUAAUAAUAAUGUACCUGAUUAUUUGAUUUUGUUGUGCGUUUAUGGCUGGUGGGAGUACUGAUCUUUCAGACUGAUUCUAAUGUGACUUGGACAAUGGUAUUUUAAAGCAGAUAUUUCUCCCAAGGCUGCAAAGAUGCAAGCAUCCUGCAUACCCUAUAAUGGUUUACACAGGAAGAAAAAAAAAAAGUACCGUUUUGUAAAUGCCAGUUUACACCACGAAAAAAAGGAGAAUUAUCGUCUCAAUAGAUUUGGUCUUGGGAAUUAGGAUGGAGCCCUAAUAGUAAAAAUUGUAAUGCAAUUUUGGUCGUGAAGUUUAAUGGUCAAGAAGCAUAGCAGAGAACCCCUUCUAAGUUGAGGAGUACACUGUAGCACUGUUUAUCAGAGAAGUUUAAAGGAGCACUAUUUAACUAAAGGUCCAAGAGGUGAAAUUAGCCAUUUUUAAUUGACCCAUGUCAACCCACUAAAUGUGUACAUAUUUAAUCCUCCCUUAAAUCCUUAAUUGGUCAUAGCUCAUACCUUUAUCUUCAGGUACACCGACCAUUACCUAAUUCUUUCUGUUAAAGGUUGGUUUUUUUUUGUGUGUUUUUUAAAAAUAAUGAUCCUGAUCACUGAUCUAAUCUUAUUGUUAUUGUGGGGCUAGAGAAAUCUUAAAAACUGACUCAUCAAAGUUUCUGCAAGGGUUUUAUUUUUCAGUGAAAGAAAGAUCACAUCACAUGCCAAUAUUAAACCAAAUUGGCAACUUUUCUUGGAAGAGGAGGCGGACCAUGCAGACAUGAAUAAUUACUUGCAUUUUGAGUACAUUUCUGAUACACAAAAAUGUGAUAAUUAUGAAUUAAAUGAAUGGACUUUAUGAGCUGGAUUUUAAUAAGAGAAACAAAAGUAAGGUAAUGUAGCCAAUAGGAUGAUGCCACACAUUCUGCCUGGAAAAUGAAACAUACAUGUCGAAGUAAAACUGAAAUUCAAAUCUCAUCAAUUAAUCACCUGACUUGAAAUGUAACAAAUAUCAACUUUCCCAUUUGAUCUUGUUGCAAAGUUUCAAUAAUUUGAAUUUUUAAGAGUGGAAUUUUGAUUUAAUCAAUUUUUUUCUUACAUUCUUAUAUUUCAUCACAUAAAAAAAAAACACUAAUGGUUUAUCCAUUAAAUGGGUUGUGUUUCUUAAAAGUAUUUCUGACUGAAGUUUUACCAUGAGAUUAAAAAUGGUGGCACAAACCUAAUCUUGAAAUAUUCUGUUUGCAGUUCUGUACUACAAAAUUAGCAUGUUCCAGCUCAGUCUCUGAAAGAUGAUGUCCUUUUGAUAAGUUGUGUGAAUGAUGAUGUCCUUUUGAUAAGUUGUCUGUUAUUUAGGUCAAAUGUGAGAAAGUUCAUUCCCUGUCCCUCAGCAAAAAUGAACUUUCUCCAAAUAAUUCCCCCCCCCCCAACCCCCACACACACCACC